Molecule: messenger RNA, 1276 nt
Organism: Coccinella septempunctata (seven-spotted ladybird)
Lineage: Eukaryota; Metazoa; Arthropoda; Insecta; Coleoptera; Coccinellidae
Product: hyaluronidase-like
Exons: 5
Coding region: 215-1273 (352 amino acids)
Biological process (GO): carbohydrate metabolic process; hyaluronan catabolic process; defense response
Molecular function (GO): hyalurononglucosaminidase activity
Source: RefSeq, a predicted model, not a curated record
GGGCCCAAAGAAAAAAAAUCGGAUCUCGACGCUCGCGAGAGACACCUUGUAUACCGGCCCGAAUUAGGAAUUGAAAUAUAUUCGUAUCGCCGAAGUGCAUUUAGGUGCGUUCGAUAACGAUUUCCAUUCGGGAAUUUAUUUAAAUACGACCGUGUUAAAGGGGAGCACACUGAGAACCGAAUGGCAUACUGUGGUGAUUAUUCGUUUUUCGAGGAUGAUCGGUCUGGUGAAAUGGAUCUGGGUCGCGCUUUUAUCGGGAUUGUGUUCGGGAAGCAGUAACUUCCUGGUUUCGUCGAAGGGUAACCUUAAGGUGUACUGGAACAUACCCACCUUCCAAUGCCGGACUUACGGCAUGAACUUCUCGGAAAUCGCCGACAAGUACGGCAUCGUCCAGAACCCGAACGACGAUUUCAGGGGCGCCAACAUAACGAUCCUCUAUGAUCCCGGGUACUUCCCCGCCAUCCUGAACGAGAGCGGUAAGAUCAUAGACAGGAACGGGGGAAUCCCGCAGGACGGUAACAUACAGACGCACCUGAAGCUCUUCCAGGACUCCGUGAACGAGCAGAUCCCCCAAGAAAAUUUCACAGGUUUGGCCAUAAUAGACUUCGAGAGCUGGAGGCCGAUCUUCAGGCAGAACUUCGGAAGUCUGCAAGCCUACAAGAACCGGUCUGUCCAGCGGGAGGAACGUCUGCAUCCCUUCUGGCCGAGUUAUUUCACUGAGAAAGAGGCCCAGAAAAAGUUCGAGUUCCACGGGAAAAUGUUCAUGGAGGAGACGCUGGCGCUGGGGCAGAAGAUGAGACCUAAGGCGAAGUGGGGGUACUACGCCUACCCUUACUGCUUCAACAAGUCCCCGAGUAACAAGGCCAAAGAUUGCCCCAAAGAAGUGCAGGGAGAGAACGAUAGGCUCUUCUGGCUCUUCAGCGAGAGUGCUCUUCUUCUGCCUUCCCUUUACCUUCAGAGCAAACUGAACAAAAAGGACAAAAUCGAACUGAUCGAGGGAAGGGUCGCAGAGGCUCAGAGGAUAGCCAAUUAUAUACAGCAGAAGCAGAAGAGGCCAGCUAUUGUUCCAUACUUUUGGUACAAGUAUCAAGAUACCAGGCGUUUCCUGAAAAAAGAGGAUCUGAAGGAUGCCUUUUCGAUGCUGUCAAGCCUCAGGGUGGAUGGUGUCAUAAUUUGGGGGAGUAGCAACGAUGUAAACACCAAAGAAAAAUGUAGAGUUCUUUAUAAUUACCUCAGCGAUAUUUUAGGUCCUAUUUUAAUAAAUACAACUUGAUAA